Messenger RNA from Symbiodinium necroappetens, 1800 nucleotides. The record is from the annotation of a GenBank genome assembly. NCBI's taxonomy places the organism in Eukaryota, Dinophyceae, Suessiales, Symbiodiniaceae.
AUGGCGAGCACCGCAAGAACUUCCUGGACCAAUGAGACCAUUGACCUACUCCGACAGAAUCCACAUAUCGACUGCAAACCGGUUUUGAAGGAGUUGAUUCCUGAGACCUUGAGCAAAGGCAUCCGGUUUGUCUCUCAGCAAACAAAGGCGACGGAAGGCGUGCGGUCAGUUCGCUUAGAUGCGUGGUUUUACAUCCGACGUAUCAGCGCCUCCGAUGUUUUGAGGGCCCUGCGCGAGACGGGAUUCAGCUCGGAGUCCGUGAGGAAGGAUGUGGAGCAUAGCAUGCAGCACCAGAAAGUCUACCACGUGGUGAUCCGAGGGAAUGAUCCAAAGUUCAUGCCUUUCGGAAAGCGCGACGGACAGGAUUUGGUGACGAACUACAUCUGCGAACAGAUGUCGUUCAUCACUGAAAAAGUCGACCAACUACUGUUCGAAGAUCUUUCGGAGCCUUCCAGCAUCCAAGAGGCCAUGGCUGAUCAUGCCUUCAACCAAAUGCUUGAGCAGUACUUCCUUCGCGGCAAGCAUGAUAAGGAAGAGACACUCCAUCUAGUAAGCCGCCUCAGAGGAGGAGGGAAUCUGCUGCAUACCUGCAUCAAAGAGGGCCACCUGGACACUUUGAGAUUGCUUCUGGACGAAUUUACCCCGGAAUCGCAGCCCGCAGCUCGGUGGAGAGCCUUGGCAGAACCCCUGCGCCCCGUGGGGCCGUACAAGUGCUCUGCGUUCCAUCGCGCGGUCUUCGACGGCCGCCCGGACUGUCUUGCAGAGCUGGUGUUCUGGGCGAAGCGGCAUGGGCAGGACAUCACAGAGCUCCGGAAUGUAGAGGAGAGGGACAUCGCUGGUAGUCAAAGAGGCUUGACUUGCUUGGAGCUGUCCGAGCAAGAAGGUAACCUGGCUUGCUACAACGUCUUGGCGCCGCUCUUCGGUGUCCCCAAGAAGGAGUCUGCCACAGAUGCGAAGCCACGGGAGGCACGUGUGGCGGAGAGGACCAUGGCCAGAGUGGAGCUCGCAAGUGCCAGGAGCGAGCAGAUGCUUCAGCUUCGACCGAUGACUCUUGAGAGCCCGAGCCUCACAUGGGAGGCGGUGCUUGAUUCCGUGCGGGACUUGAAGGCCAGCGAUGCCUACAGAGGCCGUGAUCCCAGCCAGAUGGUGCUGAGACUAGAGAACCUCGUUUUCGUCGAUGAUCCCAGUGAAGAGCAGGUGGACCAACUCCUUGCGGAGAGUAGUGGCAUGGCAGCUUUGGAGGCCAACUCAUGUAUUUGGAAGACGGAGAAGACAGCUCUCCGCUUCCUGGCAGUUGUCGUGGGACGCCUUGAGAUGGAGGCUUCUUCCAGACUGCCCCCACGUAUGCCGCAGAAGGUGCACGUGUCGUCCCCGACCGCAGAGGAUAUUCCUGUAGAGGAGGAGGGUCGAACCGAUCGGCAGGUCGUGGCGAUGCUGCUUCGAUUUGCAGCUGCUUGCGGCAAAUGGCCACAUUUCUUGGGGGCCCGCAAUGGCUUGAUAAGCCGCAUGCAGGCCUUGCGUCUGGCCUCGCAAGACACGCAAAGCCAUGCAGCCACAAUAGCCGCCAUCUAUGCUACACGUCUGAACUCCUUUCUGGGUCACCUCCCCAGUGAUUUCGAUGAUGAGGGUCUGGGAGAGUGGCUGCGCAAGCAGGAACUCAUGCCCUUGGCACGCGCUGUCUUCUCCCGCUUCUACAACCUCGACAAGCUGCUAGCGCAGGAGCCGGAGGAUGUCAACCAGGCCCUGGACUUUGCAGUGGCACCCUUCCUGAAGAUCUCCUUGUCGGCCUGGUUCGCUGCC